ACGCAAAAACAAAUUGAAAAGCGCAACAACAAAUUGAAAAGCGCAAAAACAAAUUCACUAAACGCAACAACAAAUUGAAAAGCGCAACAACAAAAGAAGAAUCACAAAAACAAAUUGAGAAGCACAAUUACAUUAAGAAAACCGGAAAGGGUAGGUACCAGUCGGCAACAGGAGACAUCACUGAUUGGAUGUCCGCGCUGUUCGUCUUUGGAACCGGAAGUUACUCUGCCUGUAGCGCAUUUCUUUUGAAAAACGGCGGAAUGUUUUGUCCUAGCUAUGGGAAAAGUCUGGUUGAGGAGUCACCAAACUUUUGCAGCGGCUGUGGCGAGAGGCUUUAUCACGCAUCUUGCAUCGGAGACACUUCACUCCCAUUGACAUCACAGACUACCUCAAACUGCCCGACUCCAACCUUCAGCACCUUCUUAGAAUACAGAAAAAAGAAAAAUGAAGAGAGGCAAAAGUUUUCUGAAGGGAGGAAGGGCUUAAAGAAAAAGGAAAAAAGAAAGGUUCAGAUAAAUGUCGGCUUGAUGACCAUUAAAAAGGGUGGUUUGAAGCCAUACCGUGGAAAAACUAUUUUCCUAACAACAGACCCUGACGCUACUGCCACAAGUCUGCUCAAUCAAGCUGUUAAAAAAAUGAAGGACUUUAACAAAGAUCUAAAAGAUGGACCUUUCCUUCUUCUGUAUCCGGAUGGCACUGAGGUCAUUACUGUCCCUGGAACACAAAGACCAUUUACACUUGAGGCUUAUAAGGCUGAAGUUGGCAAGCCUUAUCAAAGAAUCACUGUUUUCAUCUGCUUGAAGAGUGACUUUGAAGAUGUUGGAGAAAACUCAGACUUGUCUGACUCUGACCCAGAGAUUGUUAUUAAAAGGCCCUCUGAGUUUGAUCUUGCUGAUACACUGCCGUGGGAACUUCAACAUGAAAGCAGUCCUUUACAGAAAGCGGCAGAAUAUGAGAAGGGUGCUGGGGAUCUUGUGCUUGCUAAUGAAGUACAACAGAGACACCAAUUUGCAGGCACAUGGAAUUAUUGCAAAUUUGGCACUGGAACUUGACCACAAGAAGGUCAGCAGGUUCAAUAUAUCAAGGUCAGCUGUAUGGGAUGGAGCUGUUAGAGGAUUUCGACGCAGCACAUACUCUGACAACUACAACAUGUUCAUCAAGUUUAAUGAUGAUGCUGGCAGCUUUGAAGAAGGUUUGGAUACAGGUGGCCCGAGGCGUGAAUUCCUCACACUUCUUAUGGGCAGUCUGUGAAAUCGCCCCAUCUUUGAUGGACCUCCAGAGAGCCGUUAUCUUGUAUAUAAUUCAAGAGCUGCCAGGCAAGAUGAGUACUUUUUAGCAGGAAAGAUGAUCGCUGUAUCCAUUGUGCAUGGGGGACCAGCACCACAUUUCCUCUCCAAGAACCUGGUCAACCACAUCACAGGGAAUCAGAGUUUCAGCGCCACUGUAGAAGAUGUGCAAGAUGAGGAGAUCACAAAAUUCUACAUCAGGUAGAAAAUUACCUAGGCUCAGGGAAUGGGUUUACUUAGAAGACACUUGGGGCCAGUUUAAAAGAUUUAAUCAGGAUAAAAGUUAUCCGGGUUGGAUCAUAUCUUGAAAGUAGGUUCAAGGUAGAUUCUGUAAUCUGAAAGGACAGAUUUCCAACUCCCAACAACACAAGUGAAAUAACAAAUUGAUUAUUUUUUUAAUCCAAUGUUUGAAUGAAUCGUAAAAGUAGUGAUAAUUAUAUUUUUGUUUUUCUUACAGUAAACCUUUUUUUUUUAUAGGUCCUGAAAGCUGAAUCAGAGGAGUCUUUGCAUAAUCUUAUUUGCAAAACAGCACAAUCUUCCAAACUGCUGGAUGCCUCAGAAACGUCAAGCCUUUUGAGAAACAAGCAUUUGUGGAGGAGUACCUCAGAUGGUACAUCCUUGAAAGAAAACAAAGUGUCAUUCAACGAUUUAAAGAUGGACUGGAAAGUCUGAAUUUUUUAAGUGCACUGCAACAAAAUUCCAGUGUGCUGGCCCCACUCCUAUGCUUCUCUGCCAAGGCCCUGACUGCUUCAGAACUGGACAGCAUGUUCAGACCAGAUCUCAGCCCAGCAGGAAGCAACAAGCGGCAUAAGGAGGUCCUAACACUUGGCUUUUGGGCAGAUUAUCUCCUUGAUUGUGAAGGUUUGAAUGACCAUUUUUAUUUGUUUAUAGUUUUAUGAAAGGAGAGGUGAGGAAAUAAAUUUUCUGUAAUGUACUACAGUGUUUGCUGUUGCCUUCUCUGAAAGAAGAAAGUAGUGUGUCUGGAAGAUUUGAUGUUUGCCACAGGGCUGACGGCAGUUCCACCGGCAGGAAUGACACCACCACCAUGCAUCCAGUUUUUAAGUGUUUUGCCUUUUCCAGUUGCAAACACCUGUGCAAAUACUCUGAAGCUACCCAUCUGUGACUCAUACAGCAUCUUUAAGGCCAACAUGGACUUUGGAAUUCAAAAUGCUCCAGGAUUUGGAUGUUCUUAAAUCAGCAAGGUCAUCAAGUUACAGUUACUGAGUUACCCUGUUAGGUUCAGCUGCCGUUGGCAUACUACUUAACACAUUCAUGUGACAAGCAACUUCCAUAUUGUUAAACAUUUAGUUGUUUUUUCUGAAUAUUGUGUAUGUUGGAAAAGUGACAGAAAUGCUGGACACUAUUUGUAAAUGGUUUUAUUAAAGAAAAUUUUAAAUGUU
Oreochromis niloticus (Nile tilapia) is the source of this 2686-nucleotide messenger RNA. RefSeq lists its product as uncharacterized. NCBI's taxonomy places the organism in Eukaryota, Metazoa, Chordata, Actinopteri, Cichliformes, Cichlidae. Gene Ontology annotation, molecular function: ubiquitin-protein transferase activity. Bases 189 to 1052 code for a protein of 287 amino acids. The record is from RefSeq and is a predicted model, not a curated record. The transcript is spliced from 9 exons.